This is a messenger RNA of Penicilliopsis zonata CBS 506.65, 1433 nucleotides long. RefSeq lists its product as hypothetical. Gene Ontology annotation, molecular function: hydrolase activity, acting on ester bonds. The transcript is spliced from 4 exons. NCBI's taxonomy places the organism in Eukaryota, Fungi, Ascomycota, Eurotiomycetes, Eurotiales, Aspergillaceae. The record is from RefSeq and is a predicted model, not a curated record. Bases 120 to 1391 code for a protein of 423 amino acids.
AUGCCAUCAAAUCAUGUCCAGCGCUUAUUCGCAGUCUUCGAGGUUCACCGUACGUCUUACAAAAUAGACAGAGCCCUCUUCUCCAGAAAAAAACCCACCCUAAAAAGUCUCAAACAACCAUGGAUAGAUCUUUGGCACUGAAAGAACGCUGGGUUCAUACCUGGACGGCUAUGCCUAUGCUUACUGAGCCAGAGCACUUCCCCCCCAAGCCUUUCGUCCAAGACGCAGCGAUCUUCCCAAACACUACCAUCCGACAAACCGUCCGUAUUUCGAUCGGGACGCAACAAUCGCUCAGGCUCCGCGUCUCCAAUGCGUUCGGCGCCCACAACCUCACCAUCACCGAAGCCACAGUCGCCCUGGCAGCAUCGAACCAGUCAGGCACAAACGCCAUCCAGCCUGGCAGUGUACGAAACGUCACUUUCGGCGCAGAGCGGGACAUCACCAUUCCGCCAGGUGCAUUGGGGGUCUCGGAUCCCAUCCAUCUCGGGGUUUCCUUGCCCGCACGCACAGCUUUGAGUAUCAGUCUCUUCCUGAAGGACGGGCAAGGCGGGGGCCAAAUCACCUCGCAUCCAGGCAGUCGGACGACGUCGUACUUCGCAUUUGGGAACCGGGUGUCAGAUGUGGCAUUUGCCGAUGACUCGGUCAAAACAGCUAUUCACUGGUGGACUAUCAGGUACUAUAUCAGCGGCGUGGAAGUGUUUGUCUCUCGUCCAUCGCGAGCCCUCGCCCUCAUCGGCGACAGUAUCACCGAUGGGCUAGGCAGCGUCACAAACGGAGAUACCCGCUGGCCUGAUCUACUAUUCGUCCGACUACAGAAACACCCCAGGACAGAGGGCAUCGCCGUCCUCAAUUCCGCCGCGGGGGGAAACCGAAUCCUCCAAGACGGGACGGGUCCCAGCCUUCUCAGCCGUCUAGACCGCGACAUCCUUGCCGUGUCGGGGGUUGAGUCCGUCCUGAUCUUCUCCGGAGUCAAUGAUAUCGGGGUCGCGGCCGCAGAGCCAGCCGUGCAAGAAGAUCUCGCCAAGGGGAUGAUCGCUGCGUUGCGCCAGAUUGUAACCAGACUACAUGCCCAGGGAAUUUCUGUCUAUGGCGCCACCAUCACUCCAUUCGGGAGGUUGCCAACCUCCUUAGACAAGAUAGAUUCCGAAGAGGGCGUCACCCCGUAUUCAAACCCAGUCCGCGAAACAACCAGACAGAAAGUCAACGACUUCAUCCGCUCCAGCGGCGUGUUUGACGCCGUGGUCGAUUUCGACCGUGUCCUGAGUGAUCCGCUGGUGCCGUACGGUCUCGCGAGCGAGUACGACUCGGGCGACCAUCUUCAUCCAAACCAGAGGGCGUUUCAAGCGCUGGCAGAUGCGAUUCCACUUGAUUUGUUGAAAGGUUCUAACUGAAGGAAAAUAUCUUCAUAUCUUCAUAAACUAUAACCAUGAUAC